AUGGCUCAAGCACGGAACAUAGUGAGGACGCCCGACCAGGAAUUGCCCCAUCACUUGGAGGUCUCGACCUCGCCAUCAGCUACAACUUUUCACUCCCCGCUAUCGAGCUUUGGCGGGGCAUUUCCUCAGCGCGGCCAACCCAAGCAGCUCAAACCCUUUAACACCCAGGACAUAAAGAUACUCCUACUCGAGAAUGUCAACCAGAGCGGAAGAGACAUCUUGACUAGCCAGGGCUAUCAAGUUGAAUUCCAUAAGAGCUCCUUGCCCGAAGACCAACUAAUUGAGAAGAUCCGAGAUGCCCACGUCAUUGGCAUUCGAUCCAAGACCAAAUUAAAUGAAAAGGUCCUCCGCGAAGCCAAGAACUUGCUGGUAAUUGGCUGCUUCUGCAUUGGCACAAACCAGGUAGAUUUGGAAUACGCAGCUCAUCAUGGCAUUGCCGUCUUCAACUCGCCUUUUGCAAACUCUCGUAGUGUCGCCGAGCUUGUCAUCGCGGAAAUCAUCACUCUGGCUCGUCAGCUAGGUGAUCGAUCGAAUGAGAUGCACAGGGGCACCUGGAAUAAGGUGAGCAACAAAUGUUGGGAAAUUCGUGGGAAGACCCUCGGAAUCGUCGGAUAUGGGCACAUCGGCUCGCAAUUGUCCGUCCUUGCAGAAGCUAUGGGGAUGUCAGUCAUAUACUAUGAUGUCGUGAGCUUGAUGGCAUUGGGUACGGCCCGACAGGUGCCAACAUUAGAGGCUCUCCUGAGCGAAGCCGACUUCGUCACCUUACACGUGCCGGAGCUGCCCGAAACUAAGAACAUGAUAUCUGCAGCACAGCUCAAAUUAAUGAAGGACGGUUCGUAUCUCAUCAAUGCCAGCCGCGGAACCGUAGUUGACAUCCCGGCUCUCAUCAACGCGAUGCGCAGCGGUAAGAUUGCUGGGGCUGCAUUGGAUGUCUACCCAGGCGAGCCGCGCGCAAAUGGCGACUACUUCAACAACAACCUUAACGGAUGGGAAGAGGAUCUCCGUAGUCUGAACAACAUCAUCCUUACCCCGCACAUCGGUGGUAGCACCGAAGAGGCGCAGAGAGCGAUCGGUAUCGAAGUUGGCGAUGCUCUGGUUCGAUACAUCAACCUAGGCAUUACUCUUGGCAGCGUCAAUAUGCCUGAGGUAAACAUGCGUUCGUUGACGCUGGAUGAGCCUGAUCACGCACGAGUCAUCUAUAUCCAUAACAACGUACCGGGUGUCCUUCGCAAGGUCAACGAAAUUCUCGGCAAUCACAAUGUCGACAAGCAGAUCAGUGAUAGUAGGGGAGACCUCGCCUAUCUCAUGGCCGAUGUCAGCGACGUCCAGACCAGCGAUCUUAAAGAAAUCUCCGACUCGCUUGAGGCGCUCGGCUCUCGCAUUUUGACACGCGUGCUUUACUAG
Messenger RNA from Annulohypoxylon truncatum, 1404 nucleotides. RefSeq lists its product as uncharacterized. Gene Ontology annotation, molecular function: NAD binding; oxidoreductase activity, acting on the CH-OH group of donors, NAD or NADP as acceptor. The record is from RefSeq and is a predicted model, not a curated record. The transcript has 8 exons. Lineage: Eukaryota; Fungi; Ascomycota; Sordariomycetes; Xylariales; Hypoxylaceae. Bases 1 to 1404 code for a protein of 467 amino acids.